Messenger RNA from Patiria miniata (bat star), 6447 nucleotides. RefSeq names its product probable C-mannosyltransferase DPY19L3 (gene dpy19l3). Gene Ontology annotation, cellular component: nuclear inner membrane. The record is from RefSeq and is a predicted model, not a curated record. The coding region runs from base 2770 to 5031 and encodes 753 amino acids. The transcript is spliced from 17 exons. NCBI's taxonomy places the organism in Eukaryota, Metazoa, Echinodermata, Asteroidea, Valvatida, Asterinidae. Gene Ontology annotation, molecular function: mannosyltransferase activity.
UCGGAUCAAUAAUUGGAGACCCCUUCUACCCUACUCUCUUCCUGUUCCCGUCUUCUUGUAGUUUGGGUAAGGGAAUUCGAGCGUGUCUCUCGAUCCGAUCAAAGCGAGUGAGUGCACCUGAGCUAGGAGGCAGUUUGCAUGGGUGAGCUUGUCAGCUUGAUCGGCGAAUCUUAUCUUUGGAAGGGACGGAUCGGAGAAAUUGCCGGGGACGGGAAAAGCUGUGUGUGUGUAGUCAAGGGCACGGAGAUUCUAAGAUUAAGAAAGCCGAUCGGAGCUGACAAUAAGUGACACCGAGGCAAGAGGAGAUUAGAACUGUGUGGAAGUGGGGCAGCGACAGCGAAGCAAAUCAAUAGUCUUCCCUUCUGUGAGCGGGAAAUUGCUCUCUGGGUAAACAAGACCGCCGAGAGGACAGACGAGGAGAUUGGCUGACAUGUGUUUCCCUUCUCACUCUGCUCAGGUUGUUUUUGCACAUAUCUACCUUUGUUUUGUCUUUCUUCGAGUUGGGUGGGGAUCUGCUGAUCGGAAACUGAUGAGUUAUGUGAGCACUUGCACAUCACUAGGCAGUGCUAGGGUGCGUGUGUGCUCUACGCAAGCCGGCCUCUUUAAAGUGCGAGGAUAUUAAAGAGGCAAGUUGGUCAUAAGUCGGACAGGUCUGUGCCGGGGUAGGAAUUAAUCAGGAUUGUUGCUCAGGUCAUCGUCGCCAGAUAGAGGAAUAAUAAGUUUAGUGCGACUGUGUAUAGGUGUUUUUAAUUUUUAGCUACAUGUAGCUGCAGAAAUCACAUGUGACCGAUUGGCUGGAGCUUGUUGUUGCUGGUUCGUUUAAUAGGAACGAAAGGGAGGAGCCUGGAUUCGUUAUUGUGUAACCAUUGAGUUCACUGUAAAGUAUGUCAGACGUAUCUGCCAUAUGGACUGGUAGUACAUGUACCGAUAGGUGUGCCGUCUAGACAAUGCUUAGUGGAUCUCGGAGCCUCCUGUUUCUAUCAUUGCUGAGGUUGGUGUCUCACAAAAACGCAGUGUAGUGUGCCUGGAUGUUGUAAACGUUUCUUCAAACCCUUCAAAUUUGAGAAAUAUUGGAAAUUAGAAUUACUGCUUGUUUAUUUUGUGUACUGUAGAUGUACCAACCAGUUGCUGUGUUCUUCCUGUUCUGCAGUGUUUUUUUGCACUUCUUCAAAACAACCUGUAGUGCUUUUUCAAGCUUCCAUUCAGUCCAUGAAUUUACUUCUGAUAUAUCUCUUCAAGAAAACUCUGCUAGAUUUUCACCUGUAACAAUUUUGGAAGAAUCCUUUCUUGUUUGAGAUCCAAAUUCUGCCAGUGGGACAACCUGACACUUCAAAAAACCCAAGGAAAGGUCAGCUGUGUGGACGGAGUUUAAGUCCUACAAUUCAGUCCGACAGUGGCUGUACAAACAUUGCCAGCCCAGCCAUUGACGUGACGCCCAAAGGUGUUUUCUCUCCGCAUUGAACGUCAAACCAGCCAAAACUAAAUCAGCUGGGAAAAAAAUCUCAUGCGAGAGCAAGGAUAAUCGCUCAGCAGUCCACAUUACUGAAUGGACCACCUAGUGCUUUCCUGACUACUUGACUACUUUUGGUGAUUUCUUGAAGAUGUGAGGUCUUGAUGAUGUACGAACACCUGUAGUUUGCAGCCUGGCAGCCUGAAGUCAGUUAACUGUCUCCUGUUUUGGGCGCAGUGUUUCUGCCACCUGUCGUCUGUGAUUCCUGUCAGUUCCGUCACUACGUUGGAGUUCACACCAUCGCAACUUCAUGGGCCUUGUUCCAAUUUCUUGUUUAGGGAGCUAGGAAAACAAUUGUUGUGACCGACGGAUCCCCACCGUGAGAUGGAGCAGUCACGCUGACAGAUUACAUGUACCACAGCGCUCCCCUCCGCAGACCAUGAAUCAAUUUCGCCAGACCUGCCGUGUAACACUCUCCUAAUCACCCUCACGUCACGCCACUGACUUGGGUAAAUAUAUCCCCCGCUCAGCUCAGCUCGGCUGCCAAAGUGACAACCGGACAACGGAUUGUGCAAGUGCAUUCCCCACCAAGUGUGGAAAAUUGGAGGCGUGGUUUGUUUUGGGACGUUCCCCUUGGUUUGCGUGCGACUCGAGUUGAAAGCAGCCUGCUGCGCUGAGGCGGAAAGGUUUGCACCUGCGACUGGCUUUGGAUCGGUGAAUCAGAUGAAAAGAGACUUGCUACAUGCAUGUAACAGCUUUGAGGACUGGAGUUGGCUGUUUGUUGCCCUAGCUUUGUAGCAUUGCGACACGCUGUUCAUGUCCUCAAAGAGUGUUGGUAAACAUUGCGUCGACAGCGCCAGUGACAUGCUUGACUGUCUUCAAUAGAAGCGAUCGCGUCAUUGAGAUCAGUCAAUCGUUGUGAUCGUACAAAUGUAUGUUGCUUUUUCCUUGAAGUUUUGAGGAUGAUGUCGUAGUUUUGUGAACUAGUUUUGCAUUGUAAUGCUUUUUUGGAUUGGAAUAGCCACUUCUUUCGGUCGGCAACUUAGACAAGUUUUCAUCAUCACCAGCAGAAAUUAACAUUACCUCGGUUUUCUCUGCUCUGCUGUACUGUGAUUGAAUAGCUGAUAUAAGACUACAGUUCUGAUUGGACAGGUUUCAACAUUGCUUCAGCAGGGAUUUCAGAGUUAUCUCCACUCCACUUGAAACAACAAUUCUGAUUGGACGACCCACAAGGUAGCGCAUUUCUGAUUGGACAGCACUUCAAUAUUCUCGGUUACAUUUUAUCAGAGGAUUGCAAACUCAAAAAAUAAAAAAUAAAGAUGGGUCGGAGAGAUAAUGGCAACGGACGAAAACGGAACUCUGCCGUUACUAACGGAUAUCAUAAACAUAUCAACAACAACAACCACCAUCAUCAUCACCAUGGGAAAUCCAACGGAUAUGAGCCACCAAUCCGGAACGGAAAAACCCACUUCCCCUCCCGGACUUCCAAACAGAAUGGCCAUCAGUCCGCCAUAUGGACUAACUACAUAUCGCUGGUCUUUGGCUUUGCUUUGGCGGUGUAUUUGGGAUAUCGCAACGCCUGCUAUAUCAACAACUUACAUGAGAACCGGCUGUGGUUCUCAAACAUCAAGGAGGUCGAGCGUGAGAUAUCAUUCCGUACCGAGGCAGGGUUCUACUACUCAUUCUACAAGCAACUGGUCUUUGCGCCGUCCAUCACAGAAGGCCUGCACGGCUUGACUCACGACAACGACACGGAGAAUUGGCGGACCAUCAACGCUUUGGAACGAUUCAACAUCUAUCAGGAGGUGGUGCUUGCAAUCAUCUACAAGAGCUUGUCGUUUAUCCAGAAGUCCUACCCACCGAUCUUCUUCUACAUCUAUUCCGUCUUUGCCUUACAUGGCCUGUACCUGGUAGCACUCUACUGCACAGCAUGGAUGCUGAGUGGAUCCUGGUUGGCGGGGGUACUGGCGUCUGCUUUCUAUGUAUUCAACAAGGAAGAUACAACCAGAGUAGAUUACACCAUUCCACUGAGGGAGAGUUUUGCCUUACCCAUGCUGUUCACUCAGAUGGCCUUCAUUACCUACUACCUCCGACCAAACAUCACCGUCAUACGACAGAGAGUCAGCCUGGCCUUCAUCCUCCUGAGCUCAUUUCUCUUUGUCCUGUUCUGGCAGUUUGCCCAGUUUGUGUUCCUGCUUCAGGCCAUGGCGUUGUACGGAUCAGCAAGCCUUCAAAUGGUUCCAACUCACAAGGUUGUCCGCUUGCUCCUCCUUCAAGCAAUCUCCAUCCUGGCCGUCUGCCUCCUCCAGUUCUUCAACAAGAUGCUCCUGGGUUCCCUCGUCUUCAGUUUCAUCGCUGCGGCUCUCUUGGAUCUUCAAUUACAGGGAAAUCGUCCUUCUCCAGGUGGGAUUCUAACCCGAUUCAUCAAGCUGCUGGUCCAUGUGGUGCUGGUUCUAUUCCUGAUGGUGCUCAUCAACAUGUCCAUAAAGUUUGCCAUUGGCCUGGAGGCUGAUCAGCAUAUUUUCAAAUUCCUGACGGCCAAGUUUGGAAUUGCUAACAUAAGGGAUUUUGACGCCCUCAUGUACCAGUGCAAUGGAGCUUUUGGCUUCCUGCCCAUUGACACCAUAUGGCGGCUGAAUUGGAGACUAGUCUUUCCCCUCUACAGCGUUGUAAUAGUGGGAUUGUUGGCAGCGUUAGCCACAGCAGUGUAUCAAAACUGGAGCAAUCAAGCUGCUCUAGCCAGGGCCAAGAAAGAUGACGACGCCACUCCCCCGCCCCCAGAUGCCUCAGACUCCGCCCACCUCCUCAGCGAGCGUCCUGAGCUGGCUUAUCUAGCCAUUCAGUCUGUCUUCUUGGCUUGUCUAGCCGUAGCCAUACAGCGGCUCAAGUACCUGUGGCUGCCCCACGUCUGCGUGCUUGCUGCGUUUGGCAUCUGCGAUUAUCGGACAUGGAGGGCGCUUUUGACGCGGCUGGGAUUCAAGUCCGAAACCGGGGUACAGAUUGCUCGACAUGUCGCCACGCUUAUCGUGCUCGCUGUGUUUCUGACCAUUUCCUUACCUCGAGUGUACGCUGAACUUGAGGAGCUGCGCGAGUUCUAUGAUCCUGACACUGUGGAGCUGAUGAACUGGAUCAGGGAGCAGACCCCCAAGGCUGCUGUGUUCAGUGGUAGCAUGCAGCUCCUCGCUGGUGUCAAGUUGUGCACGGGGCGUAAGCUGACCAACCAUCCACAUUACGAGGACAAGGAACUCAGAGAGAGGACGUUGCAGCUGUAUCAGUAUUACGGACGGCAGCCACCCAACGAGGUCUACGACAUUCACAAAGCCAUGGGCACCGACUAUAUCAUCCUAGAAGACAGUAUUUGCUAUGCUAGAGCUGCGGCUCCGGGAUGUAGGUUACCAGACCUGAUCGACAUCACCAAUGGGCAUGUUUACAACGGCGCCAAAGCAGAGGAGUUGAAACUCUUAGUAGAAGCAAAAGUGGGAAGGUUCUGUGACAUCAUCAAGCGUCAAACGCCGGAGUAUAUGCGAUAUUUUCACCUCAUAUUCCACAACAAAACGUUCCGUGUUUACAAAGUGUUAUGACAGCUCAAAAUGUCUUAACCAGUUCGCGCCGGGAUCAUUUUGACAAGAAUGAAACGAGGCGCGGGAUUAAUUUUCACUUGACCUUAAGCCAGGCCGGUUGAAGCCAUCUACCUCGGGCAGCACACUCUUAUUUCCAGCCUCGCUCGCUGCGAGUGGAUUGCUGACAGAUAUUCCGGCCUAGCUCCCUGUGUGUUUAUCCGUCAUCCGUUUUGAAUACCGCAAAACCUUUGCGUGUAUAUAAUUCAUCCAGCGCGAACUGGUUAAAUGUCCGGGUUUUUUGUGGAGAUUUUAUGGGUCGUGUGUUUCUGAGUAGUGGUUCUUACAUUGAGGUGCAAUUUUGAGAGGAUGUUUGUUCUUUAAUAGUAUGUGUUGAUGUUUUGUAAUGUUUUGCAAAGAUGAGGUUCAAAGAAAUUGGGAAGAGUGCUUGAAAUUUGUAACUUGAAAUAUGCGUCAAAGUGUUGCAUACAUUUUAUGAGAGAAAUUGAUCAGUGUUUAUUUGUUUUUGUAUCGCCUUAAAAGUUUGGUUGAAAAGGUUGCACAUCUGUGUUCAAUUUCCAUAAACAAAAAACAAGUAUUAUAACAUGUGUUGUUUAUAUUAUUAAAGGUGUAUAUAUAUAUUUCAGAAAUUUGACGCAAGGUUGUAAACUUUUAGUCAUUUUAUCAAAAUUUAUUGGUGAAUUGCGUGCCAUAAAUUUAUUAUAGUUCUUUGUACAAAUGUAUCAAAUUUAUGCUGGUUGAGAUUUUUGCUAGUUCCAAGUGUUGAUGACAGUAGUCAGUGUACUUAAGUUUUUUUUUUUUAAAGUCUUGAAAUUAUGCGGAGUUCCAAUAUUUGCUUUUGUGAUAAAAGUGGACCAAAAAGUGUGCUGCAUGGCAAUUUUUUCCAUUUUACACGAUUUUUCUAUUGGUGAAAAAUGAUGAUUGAAUUUUUAAGGGGGUUUGGUCAAAUGAACUUAUAUUAGAAAGUUCAGUAUUUAAGUUUUGUUAUUGACUGAUAGUUGUUUUCGUAGAAGUUCGAAUAAUUUAAAAAUACUUCAUUGCUUUUAUAGAAUGACAUUUUAAGUGCCAAUUUCCAUGCAGAUUUUAAACUCCUUGCUAUGUUAACACAGUAUCAGCUCAAGCAAUUACAUCGUUAAGUUUCAUCUAAGUAAGGCAGGUAAUUCCAUACUCAAAAAAAGUUUCAAGCAUUUGUUGCAAGCGUCAGUGUUGGAUAUUUAAGUAUCAAGAAAGAUUCAUAGAAAAAAUUGAUAAUUUUAUUAUUCCUGUUAUAAAAUAUGCCAGAUUAUAUUCUGUGUCUGUAGAGUUUGUGACAUUUGAACAGGGUUUCAGCUAUUGUAUUCAUCCAUCUUACUGAUAGGUCAAUCUCGAAUGGAAUAAAACAGGUUUUGAACUGUUUGCUGUACACGUUUUGAAGCAAAA